CUUAAAAAUCCCCCAAACUGUCAAAAACCCCAAACCCUAACCCUAACCGAUGGAAGUCCCCCUCUCCGGCCUCCACGUCAUCUCCGUCCUCGGCCGCGGCGCCAAGGGCGUCGUCUUCCUCGUCCGCAGCAAGGCCUCCGGCGAAACCCUGGCUCUCAAGGCCAUCUCCCGAUCGAGGAUCAAGAACAAGGGGGGAAACGGCGAGGACGCUUAUCGCCGGAUCUCGUUCGAGCGGGAGGUCCUCGGUUCGCUCCGCCACCGUCUUCUCCCUUCGCUUAGGGGAUUCGUUUCCUGCGAUGGGAUUCUAGGGUUUCUGAUGGAUUUCGCCGCCGGCGGAAAUCUCACCGAACUUCGCUGGCGACAGACGGAGAAGAUGUUCUCCGAUGAAUUCAUCAGAUUUUACGCCGCGGAGUUGGUGCUCGCAUUGGAGCACCUCCACGCUCAGAGAAUCGUGUACCGCGAUCUCAAGCCCGAAAACAUCCUCAUCCAAGAAACCGGCCACAUAAUGCUCGUCGAUUUCGAUCUCUCCGCCAAGCUUCCCGCCAAAAUCUCAUCUUUUUCUCCCCCCAGUCCGACCCGCACCGAGAAACCCGACCCGGUAAAGAAAAGCCGUCGUCUUUUCCCCUGUUUCUCAUCCAACUCCGGCGUGUCGCCCGAAACAUUGGACUCGACCCGAAACCCAUCCGUAUCGUCCGAAACGCCGGGGAAAUCGAAUUCGUUCGUGGGCACCGAAGAGUACGUGGCGCCGGAGAUAAUCAAAGGUGGCGGUCACGACUACGCCGUCGACUGGUGGAGUUUCGGGAUUGUGUUGUACGAGAUGUUGUACGGACGAACGCCGUUCCGGGGGCAAAACCGGAAGGAGACGUUUUAUAGGAUUUUGAACAUGAACGUGAAUUUGGUCGGAGAGAAGACGGCGUUGAGGGAUUUGAUAGGGAGAUUGUUGGAAAAAGAGGCGGAGAAGAGGAUUGGAGUUGAGGAGAUUAAGCGGCACGAGUUCUUUAGAGGGGUAAACUGGGAAGAGGUUUUGACGGUGGACAGGACGCCGUUCAUACCGUUAGGGGUAGAUUGGGAAGAGGGGGAGAGUUUGGACGUGGAGAGGUGUGUGGAGGAGGUGUUUGGGGGCGGGGAGGGGAAGAAGGGAGAGGGAGAGGGUGGGGAUGGGCGUGGAAGGAAUACUGAACAUAAACAAGCUUUUGAACAAUGGAUUACCUAUACGGAUGCAGAUCGAGAGCAAGAUGAAAUGUGGGAUAUCAUGAAAUUAGCAAAAAUUAUGCUAAGAGCUAAUGCUGUAAAAGUUAUAGACCGAAACGAAAACUAA
Messenger RNA from Asparagus officinalis (garden asparagus), 1318 nucleotides. RefSeq names its product serine/threonine-protein kinase OXI1-like. Gene Ontology annotation, cellular component: cytoplasm; nucleus; plasma membrane. Gene Ontology annotation, molecular function: protein serine/threonine kinase activity; ATP binding. The record is from RefSeq and is a predicted model, not a curated record. The transcript is spliced from 3 exons. Gene Ontology annotation, biological process: protein phosphorylation. Lineage: Eukaryota; Viridiplantae; Streptophyta; Magnoliopsida; Asparagales; Asparagaceae. The coding region runs from base 50 to 1318 and encodes 422 amino acids.